CCCUUUGAACAUUCUCCUCCUCCCAUAAUGUCGGCCGCGGUGCUGCGCAACUUCAAAAGAGAGGAGAAGGUAUGAGAGGAUGGUGACGUUCCUCCGGCCGCUCCCUCACGCCCAUGGACCGACCGCCGUCAACGUUCGCCUCCGGAGAAGCCACCGCCUCCAUUCGCCGUCGUCGUUGCUCCCCUGCCGCUGCGGCUGCCUCACGCCCAUGGCGGAGGACCCCCCGCACCCCCACCAGCCAACAAAGGGGGACGACACUGUCCCGAUCUCACAACAGCAACCAGAGCAGCAGCUGCCGCCAGCGCCACCUUCGCCGCCGCCCGACGUCCAGGAACCAAGUACGAGCAGUAGCAGCUGCGGCGACACCAGUUCCUGGCUGCAGCUCGGUACCGGACAGUCGGGUUCGUCGUCUUUGCGCGGGAAACGGACAAGAAACGACUAUGAAGCUGGACCCUCGUCGUCCAUACAACCAGACGCUUCGCCGCCGCUGUCAGAGCUAGGGCUGUCUCUGUUCCCAGCUGGUUAUUCGUCGCCGUCGGUGGCGGCGGGUUCAGUGGUGGCGGCGGCGCCUCCUCCAGCGCACGAGGCCGGCACAUGGUUCGUGCUCCAGGCGGCGCAUAACCAGAGAAGGGAGCCGCCAUUGCCGCAGGUGCACAGGAGCUACUUGAGGGUUAGAGACGGGCGGAUGACAGUUAGAGUAGUGAUGGGGUACCUGGUUAGCAAGCUGGGUCUUGAGGACGAUUCACAGUUAGAGAUUACUUGUCGAGGUCACAACCUUCUCCCGGUGAUGACACUGCGGCACGUGCGAGACACUAUUUGGCGGCCCCCACCAGCAGAGGAUGCAGAAAUUUUGCGAGUCCCUGGCUCGCCCAGCACGAACCAGGUCAUGACAUUGCAUUAUGGCAGGAGAUAACACUUGAAGAAUGGAACACUUAUAGACACACCUACCUUUUUCAUACUGUAAUUAGUUUUUUCACUAAGCGCAGCCACUAAUACCCUCUUUUCCCUAUUUCCUAACACCUAAUCUUCACUAAGAUUUUUAGCACCCACUAUCUUCACUAAGAAUAAUAGAUUAUACUAGGUAACCCCCAAUUGUAAGUGUACUUGAGAAAUAUGAGAAAUGAUUUAUUUCUUAUUUAUUUAACUAAAAUAUAUUGAAUUUGUUCCCACGCUCUACAUUUGUUCAGAAAACGGAAGUUUCGUAGCAUCAGAUGGUCUUUCAAGGUUUUAACAACAUAUUUUCAACAGAACACAAAUAAAAGAAAAGAUUGAAAGAGA
Molecule: messenger RNA, 1278 nt
Organism: Triticum aestivum (bread wheat)
Lineage: Eukaryota; Viridiplantae; Streptophyta; Magnoliopsida; Poales; Poaceae
Product: splicing factor 1
Exons: 4
Coding region: 80-913 (277 amino acids)
Biological process (GO): multicellular organism development
Source: RefSeq, a predicted model, not a curated record